Didymodactylos carnosus is the source of this 606-nucleotide messenger RNA. NCBI's taxonomy places the organism in Eukaryota, Metazoa, Rotifera, Eurotatoria, Philodinida, Philodinidae. The record is from the annotation of a GenBank genome assembly.
AUGACGAAUAAACCGGUCCUGUUAGUUGAAUAUAAUGAAACAAUACAUCGUAUCGUUGCUGACAAUCCAUUUAUUAUUGUUCGAAGUGUUUCAGAAAACAUCCAACAAAAAUUUCAUAUUAAUCAUCCGAUUAAGUUAACAUUACAUAAUUCUAGGUCCUCGUCACCGCUUUUUGUAUUUCUCAGUUAUGAAUGGUCUCAUCAAAAACACGUUUUACUGUUAAAACAACACCUUGAAUCAAUUGGUAUUGAUUGUUGGCUUGAUAUUGAACAACUAGGUGGUGGAACAAAAUUAUUGCGUGAUAUUGAAUUUGGCAUGCGUGCAACAGAUUUGGUUGUCUGUUGUAUAAAUAGGAAAUAUUCUUCGUCAGAAAUGUGUUGUCGUGAAGUUACUUUAGCUGUACAACUUGAAAAACCUAUAAUACCAUUGUUAUUUGAAGAUAUUGAAUGGCCCCCAAUCGGUUUAAGUACCGCAAUGGCUGAAUAUGUUUAUAUACGAUUUUAUUUAAAACAAAAUGAAAAACAAAAUAUAGUUGCGACUAGCGAACAGUUUUGGUUAAAUAACAAGUUUGAUGAACUAGUUAGACAAAUUUAUAGAUUUUCUUGA